GAAUGUCUUGAGCGGCCUAUAUUGCUGCAAAUGCGACUGCACACAUGUGUCUUUUGAAAGGGCACAAACAUGGACGAAGAAGCACACAGGCUUUCCCUUCCAUUUUGGAUCAUUGCACUUUCGUCAGUUGCAGUUUUACCAGAAACUAUUACUCUCGCCACUGAAGAAGAGGGAUUUGAAAUGUGUGUAACAUUAAGGGAACACACAAAGGAUUUAAGACAUCACAAUCUCACCGCACUUCCACUGAAUCUUUCCAUAAAGACUGAAUUCUUGGAUGUGUCUUUCAACAACAUUGCCAGGAUUGAAGAGAGGCCACUAAUCAAUCUCACCCGCCUCUGCUUCUUGAAAGCAACACACUGCAAUCUUGAGUUUAUUUCUCCAGAUGCCUUUGCUGGAAACAAGGAAAUGAAGGUGCUCAAUGUAUCCAAUAAUCUUUUGAAAGUUAUCCCUAACAUGCAUCUACACACGCUGAGGAUCAUAGACCUCUCUGGCAACAAGUACAACAGCUACGCUCUUCCUCACAAUUUUUCUAAAUUUAAAAAUAUAGAUGUCCUUUCUCUCGGCAGUAAAAAUGCCUUUUCUCUGAAAGUAGACGAUUUCAGUCCAUUGAAAGACAGACAUUUGAGGAAACUCAUUUUGGGUGAUGGCACACAAUUACAAGUAUAUGAAGCUGGAACAUUGGGUCAGUUGAGAUAUCUGAGAGAAAUUAUUCUAAAUGUAUCUUUUUGCCAGAGUUUUGCCAUGUUUGAGAAAAUUCUCAUGGAUCUUAAUAAGACACAAACAGAGAAGGUUAGUUUAGUUAGGCUAGUCCCAGAUGAUUGCAAUGUGGCUGGUGAUCCUUUCACUGUUCUAAAGACUUUUCAUGGUCUGAGAAAUUUAACAGUAGCAGAAACCUGGAUGAACAGCUCACUCAUGGUGAAAUUAAUUGCAAAUGUCUGGCAUUCCCAGAUAGAGGAUCUGACUUUUGUCAAUAUCGUCUACAACGAAGACACACCAGGUGGUGCUCAGCUCCCAGACCAGAACACGACAACACCCCUUAAAUCAGUUACAUUUGAUGGCAUUAAACACUAUCAGUACAACUAUCCCACAAUCAAGAUAAACCUGAAAAAUCUUACGCACCUGUCGUACCUCAAGUUCUCAGGCACCGGCAUGAACAUUCUCCCUUGCAAUCUGAUGUCUGCCAUUCAGCCACUGCAGACCUUGGACCUGUCCAACAAUCUUCUGGAGGAGUCUGGCUUUUGGUGGUUCCUCUGCAAACCAACAGAGAUCUUCCCGUCCCUCAGACACCUGUCUCUGAGUCAAAACCGCUUCAUGAACCUCGCUGUCAUCUCAGAGCGAUCCAGUCAUAUUAGACUCCUCGAGUCUCUAGACCUGAGCUUCAACUCCAUCAGCCUGAGUGGCCCGUGCACCUGGUCCUCGAACCUGACAGAGCUGAGCCUCAGCCACAACAACCUGGGCAACGAUGUCUUCAAAUAUCUCUCACCACAUUUCAGGAGACUCGACCUCUCAAAGACAGGAAUAACCGCCUUAAGUCAGGAGGUCUUGUCAAAAUUUCCCAAUCUGAUGCAUCUGAUUUUGAGCUCCAACAGCAUUCAAACCAUUCCCCUGAACCUCAGAGCACCAGUGCUGCAGGUCCUUCACAUCGACCAGAAUGCAAUUGCUUACAUCAGUGAGGGAGCGUUGGAUGGCCUGCCCAAUCUGGAAAUACUGUUGGCAGGGAAAAACCCAUUUAGUUGUACGUGUGACUCUUACUGGUUUUUGACAGCUGUGAAUAAGUCUCUGCUUCCAGACUGGCCCUUUGACUACACAUGCAGCACACCAACAGCCUUUGCCAAGACCUCGUUAGUAAACUUUCAGCCUGGAUAUCUCUCCUGCAAGCCCUGGCUUCAAGCAGUGAUUUCAUUGUCCUUGCUAACCAUAAUCAGUGCUGUUUUUGGCAUCACCUUUUAUGUUUGUGAUGGGGCAUGGUACACCAAGAUGCUCUGGGUUUGGAUUAGGGUGAAACGAAGAGCUCGUAAGGGAGAGGACAGGCUGCUGAAGAAUUCUUUCAGGUACCACGCUUUCAUCUCCUACAGCCAGCAUGACUCAGGCUGGGUGAGCACGCAGCUGGUACCAACACUGGAAGGGGCAGGCCUGUCACUGUGCAUUCAUGAACGGGACUUUGUACCAGGUCAGUGGAUCGUGGACAACAUCAUCAACUGUGUGGAGGACAGCUAUAAGACCAUAUUUGUGCUCUCUCAGAACUUUGUUCAGAGUGACUGGUGCAACUAUGAGCUGUUCUUUGCCCAACACAGGGCCAUUUCUGUCGACCAAGACUCUGUGGUCUUUAUUCUGCUAGAGCCUAUCCCACCUGACUCCUUGCCCAGGAAGUUCUUGAGGCUGAGGACGCUCCUAAGGAAGCAGACGUAUCUGGAGUGGCCAAAGGAUGAAUGCAAGAAGCAUCUGUUCUGGAAGAGUCUAAGAUCCAUGUUGCAAUCUGCGGACAAAGGCAAUGUACUGAAGGAUGUUGCGACAAGUGUUACUGAUAUGUGUUCCCUGUUAGCCAACCAAGAGAAUUAAAAGCCAAGUGUUUAGUUGUUGGCCCCAAGCUAUGGAAUGCACAAUUCAUCAAUGCUCACACUGUCAGGUUUUAAAUCGCUUAAAGGACCAGUUCAGUCAAUUUCAACAUGCAGUUGUAAUGCUCACACUACCCUGGACUUGUCAGUACCUGAAUUUGUUUUGUUUUUUUCAGCCUUUUCCGAGAUCUUGGUCAUUGUAAUGGGGGCAGCGCUUUGUUUACAUUUAAAAAAAAAAUAUUUUAUUUAUUCCCAAAAACAUCCGAAAGGUUAUACAACAUCAGCAGACAACUAGCAAACAGUGGUACCUUUUGGGAAAAUAUUUGGAGUAGGCCUAUGUUAAUU
Molecule: messenger RNA, 2900 nt
Organism: Engraulis encrasicolus (European anchovy)
Lineage: Eukaryota; Metazoa; Chordata; Actinopteri; Clupeiformes; Engraulidae
Product: toll-like receptor 1
Exons: 2
Coding region: 70-2559 (829 amino acids)
Biological process (GO): immune response; inflammatory response; toll-like receptor signaling pathway
Cellular component (GO): plasma membrane
Molecular function (GO): transmembrane signaling receptor activity; protein binding
Source: RefSeq, a predicted model, not a curated record